Messenger RNA from Paramecium sonneborni, 996 nucleotides. NCBI's taxonomy places the organism in Eukaryota, Ciliophora, Oligohymenophorea, Peniculida, Parameciidae. The record is from the annotation of a GenBank genome assembly.
CUUCUCAUCUCUCAAAAGAAGCCUAAUCAAUGAUCUAAGGAAUUCUCACAGUUAAACCAGAUAAGCGAUUUACUAUUAAUGAUAUUAGAAAUCAUCCAUGGUUCUAAAUUUAUAAAAGAACUUAUGAUAUACCUCCAGGAAUUGUUGUUGGUUAUAACAGAAUACCUAUUGAUUAAGAAAUUCUCAAAUAAUUAAAAUCAUAUGGCAUAGAUAUUGAUCAUGCUUAAAAAUGUUUAGAUGCCAAUAAACAUAAUGAAAUAACGACCUUUUAUCAUCUACUUCUUAAAAGACAUCUAACUAAUGGAGGAAGAUCAACUGCUGAUCUUAAUUCAGAAUCUUUUGAUAUUACUCUUUUAGAACCUAAACCUAGACCUUAAAAAGGUAUUCUUACUCUUUUCAUCUCUAGCUCCUAUUAGUUCAUUAGUUAAUAAUGAAGUUAUUAGAUAAUCAAUUAGAGAUGAUAUUAUUAAGUAAAGAUCUUAUUCUACUGAUAAAGAUAGAGGAAGAAUUAUUAAAACUACCAAUCAAAAUAAAAUACUUGCAGAUAAUGAUUUAAGUGUUAAUAGAAUAGGAAAUAAUAAUGGAUAAGCUUAUAGUGUAUAACCAAGAUAAAAAGAUGAAAAUUAUUUUGAAUAAUCUCCUCCUAUUAAAAAAUAGAAACAUCCAUAUUAAAAUAUGUUAUGUCAAAAAAAUGGAGUCAAAAUUAAAAAUUAUAAUGUUACUUCUAUAGAUUAUCAAAAUAAGGAAGAAAUUAAAAAAGUAGGUUCCAGAAAUAAAAGAGAAUUGGAUAUCGUUAAUCCUUAUCGAAAUUCUAAGAGAGAUUAAUAAUUGAAUAGAAUGCUAUAAAGUGGAAGCAGAUCAUAAAAUCAUAAAAAAGAUAGGGCUUAUAUUCCUAAUUAAAAUAAUCAAUCCUUUGAUGUACCUUUAAAUUCUAAUCAAUCAACUAAAUAAAAAUCAGUUCACUAAUAACGAUCAGGACAUUUUUAUCAUGAUUGA